ACAGAGACGCCGGAAACGGAAAACAGCUUAAUCAGCUCUCGUUUUCCAAAUGGGUGGUCCAUAAUCCCUUAAUUAUUUAUGUCGAACAAACCAAUCAAUUUUCACAGGCUUUAACUGCACCAAAAACUCACAAUCCGCACCUUGAAAAAAAGAACGAAAAAAAAAUACAUAACGGUUCUUCCACGGUAUAAAAAGUCCACAGCUUCUCACAAAAGACGUCUCGUUUUCUUCUGUGGAAUCAAUGUCUUUUUUUCAAACCCACAGUUUUCCAAAACCCACUCUCUCGCCGAGAGAGAGCCUCUUUAUUAAUAGCAAUCAGCAAAACCCACACAAACACAACCAGAAGCGUCAAAUUCUCCAUCUCUUGUCAUCAAAACCCGCACCGUCUUAAAUGGACGCGGCCACCCACAUUGGCUCGACGGCUCGGCCCAGCUCGGCUCCCCCGGCGGUGCGUCCGGCAUCGUGGAGCGGCACUCUGGGGCGCCACCUGGCUCGGCGGCUCAUUGAGAUCGGCGCGAGGGACGUCUUCUCCGUUCCCGGCGAUUUCAACCUCACGCUCCUCGACCACCUGAUCGCCGAGCCGGAACUCAACCUGAUCGGCUGCUGCAACGAGCUCAACGCCGGCUAUGCCGCCGACGGCUACGCGCGCUCCAGAGGCGUGGGCGCGUGCGUCGUCACCUUCACGGUUGGCGGGCUGAGCGUCAUCAACGCCAUCGCCGGCGCAUACAGUGAGAACUUGCCGGUGAUCUGUAUCGUCGGCGGGCCUAACUCCAACGACUUCGGCACCAACCGAAUCCUCCAUCAUACUAUCGGGUUACCCGAUUUCUCCCAGGAGCUUCACUGCUUCCAAACCGUCACUUGCAGUCAGGCAGUGGUGAAUAAUUUGGAUGACGCGCAUGAGCAAAUAGACACGGCGAUAUCGACGGCGUUGAAAGAAAGCAAGCCUGUUUAUAUAAGUGUAAGCUGUAAUUUGCCUGGAAUUCCUCACCGCACUUUCGCUAGGGACCCUGUUCCCUUCUUUCUUGCUCCCAAGAUCAGCAACCAAUUAGGAUUGGAAGCCGCCGUUGAAGCGGCUGCUGGUUUCCUGAACAGAGCUGUGAAGUCUGUUCUUGUGGGUGGUCCAAAGAUUAGAGUAGCCAAGGCACAGCAAGCCUUCGUAGAGCUUGCAAACGCUAGCGGUUAUCCUGUUGCAGUUUUGCCCUCGGGUAAAGGGCUGGUGCCGGAGCACCAUCCCUCCUUCAUUGGAACUUACUGGGGUGCUGUCAGCACCAGCUUCUGCGCAGAGAUCGUGGAGUCCGCCGAUGCCUAUCUAUUCGCUGGCCCAAUCUUCAACGAUUUCAGCUCUGUUGGUUACUCCUUGCUGAUCAAGAAGGAGAAAGCUAUCAUGGUGGAGCCUAAUCGCGUGACUAUAGGGAAUGGUCCAUCAUUUGGCUGGGUUUUCAUGGCCGACUUUCUAAGCGCAUUGGCUAAGAAGCUGGAGAGAAACAGCGCAGCCUUGGAGAAUUACCGUCGAAUAUAUGUUCCCCCUGGCAUUCCUUUAAAGCGUGAAAAUCAUGAACUUCUAAGGGUUAAUAUUCUCUUUAAGCACAUUCAGGAGAUGCUGAGUGGAGAUACAGCGGUGAUUGCCGACACUGGGGACUCAUGGUUCAAUUGUCAAAAACUCGGCCUUCCUGAGAAUUGUGGGUAUGAAUUCCAAAUGCAAUAUGGAUCAAUUGGAUGGUCUGUUGGUGCCACCCUUGGAUAUGCUCAGGCUGCUAAAGAUAAACGCGUAAUAGCUUGCAUUGGUGAUGGUAGUUUCCAGGUGACUGCUCAAGAUAUUUCAACAAUGAUAAGAUGCGGACAAAAAAGCAUUAUAUUUCUCAUCAACAAUGGAGGCUAUUCGAUUGAAGCAGAGAUUCAUGAUGGACCAUACAAUGUCAUAAAAAACUGGGACUACUCUGGACUUGUCGACGCCAUCCACAACGGCGAAGGCAAGUGCUGGACUGCCAAGGUUCGAACCGAGGGUGAACUUAUCGAAGCCAUUGUGACAGCAACAGGAGAACACAAGGACUCUUUAUGUUUUGUUGAAGUUUUUGUACAUAAGGAUGACACCAGUAAAGAGCUGCUGGAAUGGGGUUCCCGAGUUUCUGCCGCUAAUAGCCGUCCUCCAAAUCCUCAAUAACACAUUGGAGGUGUUCAGUUUCAAGUGUUCUAAUAUCUGCACAUAGCAAUAAAGUACCAUGUUUGUAAUGCUUCAAUGUGAGAACAUGUUCGGGAAUCGGAAAUAAAUGCUCUUUGGCGUUACAUUAUGAUAUUGCCAUUUGUA
Messenger RNA from Morus notabilis, 2305 nucleotides. RefSeq names its product pyruvate decarboxylase 1. The transcript is spliced from 7 exons. Gene Ontology annotation, molecular function: carboxy-lyase activity; magnesium ion binding; thiamine pyrophosphate binding. The coding region runs from base 392 to 2161 and encodes 589 amino acids. The record is from RefSeq and is a predicted model, not a curated record. NCBI's taxonomy places the organism in Eukaryota, Viridiplantae, Streptophyta, Magnoliopsida, Rosales, Moraceae.